UUUUUGGAUAUCAAACGGACCUCCCCAGAAGGUAAUUUGAAUGUGGCCGAUUUCCCCUCUUUUGCAAUCAGUUUCGCUACAGUACCCGCUGCUCUAACUAAUUGUCCACCCUUUCCAAGUGUUCUUUCUAUAAAAACCCCUUCCCAAACUGUACAAGCUUCUUCCAAAGCAUACGGCUUUCUGGAUGUAGAUGAUGAUAUCUAUACAGACGGAUCUUAUAUAUAUCGUACAAUGAAGUACCACACGGGUGGAUAUCCAUAUGAAUCCAAAUCUGCCGAAUCACUCAUGGCCUUCGCGGCCGUGAGCGUCCCUCAAAAAAACUCGUUCCUUCCCUUCGUCUCAUUUCGCCUCGGUCUCUUGUCUUGUCUUCGCGUAGCUUCCUUCUCUUCGGUUCGCACAGGAAAGAGAGAGAAGGAGUGUAAUCCAUUUCAAACCGGAUUCCUAACCCCCUUCCGCAACUGGCUGGAGGAACUGAUCUUUUCUUCGUCACAAGUGUGCUUGGAAUCUCAGUUUUUUGAUAAGGAAAUGGCUCUUAGCCGACUUCUUUCACAUCCACCGCACCGCUUGUUGCAUAUGUAG
Molecule: messenger RNA, 579 nt
Organism: Striga asiatica
Lineage: Eukaryota; Viridiplantae; Streptophyta; Magnoliopsida; Lamiales; Orobanchaceae
Source: the annotation of a GenBank genome assembly